AUGCGGUGACCUGCCAGCCCUGCGGUGGCCUCCCUCCUGCAGUUGCCCCCUCUGCCCACGCCCCGGGGGGCCCGCCCCUGGCACCACCACCGGCCACCAUGUCGACCUCGUCGCUGCGGCGCCAGAUGAAAAACAUCGUCCACAACUACUCGGAGGCCGAGAUCAAGGUCCGCGAGGCCACGAGCAACGACCCCUGGGGCCCGUCCAGCUCGCUCAUGUCUGAGAUCGCCGACCUCACCUACAACGUCGUCGCCUUCUCGGAGAUCAUGAGCAUGAUCUGGAAGCGGCUCAACGACCAUGGCAAGAACUGGCGGCACGUCUACAAGGUCAGUGCCCGCGGCAGCGGGGGGCUCGGCUGGGACGACCAGGGCGUCAACGUGCGAGAGAGAAGGGCGCAGCGGGUGGCCCUGCUGCGCGACGAGGACCGGCUGCGGGAGGAGCGAGCCCACGCGCUCAAGACCAAGGAGAAGCUGGCGCAGACCGCCACGGCCCGCCCGCCCCUCACACUGUCUCUCCCCCAGCCCCCGUCCUGCGGCCCCGAGGAUGACGUCCAGCUCCAGCUGGCCCUUAGUUUGAGCCGAGAGGAGCACGAUAAGGAGGAGCGGAUCCGCCGUGGGGAUGACCUGAGGCUGCAGAUGGCCAUAGAGGAGAGCAAGCGGGAGACCGGGGGCCAGGAGGAGUCGUCCCUCAUGGAUCUCGCUGAUGUCUUUACGGCCCCGGCUCCUCCGACGGCCUCGGACCCCUGGGGGGGCCCAGCACCCAUGGCCACUGCCAUCCCCACAGCCACCCCUGCCUCGGACCCUUGGCCUGGCCCUCCCCACGCCCCCCACGGGGCGAGCUCAGGUUCCCCGGGUCCCCUCUCACCUGCAGGGCUGUGCUUCCCUGACCUGUCCUCCCGGGUGGGAAUGCGGGAGCUCAGCUCAGGCCCCUCCCCCACUCCUGGGCCCAGAUGGGUUCAGGGCGGCUGGGCUGGAAGAGGAGGUGGGGGCUCCUCUGUCCGCUCUGUCUCAUUGCUGCCCCCCCUUACCCCCCCCAGCCUCCUCUGCAGCAGUGGGCGCAGGGGCCCCGCCCGAGGCCGAGCAGGCGUGGCCGCAGAGCAGCGGGGAGGAGGAGCUGCAGCUGCAGCUGGCCUUGGCCAUGAGCAAGGAGGAGGCAGACCAGGGGCAGGUAGCACCGUGUUCCCGCAGUCUGUCGGGGAACGCCUCUGGUUUGGGUUUGUCUGUGGCCCCUGUGGUCCCUCUUGCAGUGCAGCGGGGCCUCUGGGACUCCCCGUGUGCCUGUCUCAGCACUAG
Molecule: messenger RNA, 1292 nt
Organism: Myotis davidii
Lineage: Eukaryota; Metazoa; Chordata; Mammalia; Chiroptera; Vespertilionidae
Gene: EPN1
Product: epsin 1
Exons: 6
Coding region: 99-1292 (397 amino acids)
Biological process (GO): endocytosis
Cellular component (GO): endosome; plasma membrane; clathrin vesicle coat
Molecular function (GO): phospholipid binding; clathrin binding
Source: RefSeq, a predicted model, not a curated record